AUGACAGGACGCUGGGUUGUGCACAAGGGGGCCGCGGCGGGCGCGGCGCUGGGAGUGGGCCAGCACGUGUUCCUGCCUGGCGGCAACCUGCGCCUGGUGGCGGCCCUGGCAAAGGGCGUCCCAGUGCUGUACCGCUGCCAGGCCACCCUGGUCGAGUACGCGGAAGCCAGAGGGGUGGUCGUGCACACAGACACCGCCGGGCAGGUGGCGGCGGACGCGGCCAUUGUGACGGUGCCCCUGGGGGCCCUCAAGCGCGGCUGCCCCGCGUUCAGCCCGCCGCUGCCGCCGCGCAAGCUGGCGGCCAUCAAGCGGCUCGGGUUCGGCCUCCUCAACAAGGUCAUGAUGCUGUUCCCGCACUGCUUCUGGGGCGACCGCGACAUGUUUGGCGUCGUGCAGCCAGACCCGGCACGGCGCGGCGCCUACUACCUAUUCUAUGGCUACGAGGCCGUCUCGGGCGGCAGCGUCCUGGCCGCGCUGGUGGCGGGGCAGGCGGCGCACGAUAUAGAGGGCCUCGGGGAUGCUGAGGCGGUGGGGCAGGUGGGCGCUGGGGGGCGGGCAGGUUGUCAGGGCUGCCGGCGGCGCGUGGCGGGGGCCGGGGCGCGAGUCGGGAGCAGGAGUGCGGAGCAGGGUCGCGAUGGCGACGCACGCAAGGCACGCAAGCCCUCGACCGAUUAG
This is a messenger RNA of Monoraphidium neglectum, 675 nucleotides long. RefSeq lists its product as hypothetical. NCBI's taxonomy places the organism in Eukaryota, Viridiplantae, Chlorophyta, Chlorophyceae, Sphaeropleales, Selenastraceae. The transcript is spliced from 4 exons. Gene Ontology annotation, molecular function: oxidoreductase activity. Bases 1 to 675 code for a protein of 224 amino acids. The record is from RefSeq and is a predicted model, not a curated record.